AUGGUACAAUUUUUUCUAGAUUCACCCUUUGUGCUGAUCAAUCCGUGGAAGACGUGGGAAGAGGCCCUGUACUACUGCAGGGACAAUUACAUGGACCUGGCUUCCAUCGUUGAUGAAGACACCCAGGCCUGGGCUGAGCUGGAGGCCAAGAAGGCCAACACUCCCUUUGUGUGGCUGGGCCUUCACUACACCUGCACUCUGGAGUUCUGGUUCUGGGUCGAUGACCAGCGCCUAGACUUCAAUCGCUGGAAACCAGAGAAGAAAAGAGGAGAUUGUGGCAUGAGUGGUGCCAUGGAGACACGAGAGGAACAUCUCUGGUUCAGCACCUCUGACCACGAGACGUUUAAUUUCAUCUGAGCAAAGUAAGAGAAAUCAAUGUUUUGUUUUUCUCAACUGCUUUAAUAAAAAAUUUAACGAGUGUCGGUGGUGGCAUUUUUGUGUGUCACUGUAGAUGCGUUCAGAAGCAGAAGUUUUUGUCUCAUACAGAUGACCCUGAGUACUGCAAUGGAUAUUCUUACAACUCAUGAGAGGCAAUGUCGCUACUGCCACC
Molecule: messenger RNA, 550 nt
Organism: Micropterus salmoides (largemouth bass)
Lineage: Eukaryota; Metazoa; Chordata; Actinopteri; Centrarchiformes; Centrarchidae
Product: C-type lectin lectoxin-Phi1-like
Exons: 2
Coding region: 1-357 (118 amino acids)
Source: RefSeq, a predicted model, not a curated record